Messenger RNA from Adineta ricciae, 750 nucleotides. NCBI's taxonomy places the organism in Eukaryota, Metazoa, Rotifera, Eurotatoria, Adinetida, Adinetidae. The record is from the annotation of a GenBank genome assembly.
AUGAAGAACGUAUUGAUUACUGGAGCUAAUCGAGGUAUUGGCUUGGCAUUAGUAAAACAAUUUUUGGCAUCGAAGGUCGAUUAUGUUUUUGCAGCAUAUCGCCAAAUGGAUCGUUCAAAAGAGUUAUUCGAUUUGGCCAAACAACAUUCAGCAACGGUGAUACCAAUUCAAUUGGACGCUAUCGAUGAUUCAAGUAUACAAAAAGCAGUCGAUAAGGUCGAAGAACGGUUGAAUGGUAAAGAUUUCAACUGUUUAAUCAACAAUGCAGGUACAACAACGAAAUUAAGAUUCGCUAAUAUCAACGAAAAGGAUAUGAUGGAAACCUAUCGACAGAACGUAAUUGGACCAUGGAAAGUCACCAAAGCAUUUCUACCUCUUUUAGAAAAAUCUGCUUUUCAACUCACUCAACGCGAUAUAAAACAAUCUUCAGUGAUUAACAUUUCGUCAAUUAUGUCGUCGCUUGAAUUAGCCAGUAAAUUACCUAUUCCUUAUUAUGAUUAUCAAUGUAGUAAAGUUGCGUUGAAUAUGUUAACAAUUUGUAUGGGUAAAGAUCUUGAGAAGAAGAAGAUUUUCUUUUCAUUCCUUCAUCCUGGUUGGGUUAAAACAGAUAUGGGCACAGAUAAAGCACCACUAACACCAGCUGCUGCUGCUGUAAAUAUUCUCGAAUGUCUACAAGCUAUGACCAACGAACAUUAUUGCAAAUUAAUCGAUACACGUGAUGGAAAGAAAGUGACAGUUUUACCUUUCUAA